Thlaspi arvense is the source of this 1210-nucleotide messenger RNA. The record is from the annotation of a GenBank genome assembly. Lineage: Eukaryota; Viridiplantae; Streptophyta; Magnoliopsida; Brassicales; Brassicaceae.
AAAACCCUCUCUUCUGGGAACAAGAAAGAUCCCAAAAGACACAAACACACUCUAACCCCAUCAAACAGAAAUAAAGCAAACCAAAAAAAAGCUUUUUCUUUUAGUUCCAAUUGUUGAAAAUAAGCAGAAACUUGUGUAAUAGUUGGUUGAUAUCUUAGGGUUUACAAGGACAACGAAGAAGGAGAAGAUCAUCUUCGGCUAACUCUGAAGAAUCGGUUGAGAAUGUACGAGGAAAGUUCAUGUUUUGAUCCUAAUCCAACGGUGGAAGCAAUCGUCGACGAUUUCUGCGAGUCUCCGGCGGUGGAUACAGCUUUUCCGGUAAGCCACCAGUACCAACCACCGAUCUUGGUCGCCGGAAGCACAACAAACAGCUUCAACGACGAGCUUAAGCUCCCAACAAUGGAUGAGUUCUCUGUUUUCCCUUCUGUCAUCUCUUUCCCAAACUCAGAAACUCAGAACCAAAUCAGCAACAACAACAACAACCAUUUGAUCCAGCAGAUGAUUCACGACUCAAACUGGGCUGUUUCUACAGACAACUCUGGAUUCUUCAUGAACACUUCAGAUCCAAACACAACAACAACUCCAAUCCCUGAUCUUCUCAGCCUCUUGCAUCUACCUAGAUGCUCUGUUUCACUACCAAGCUCGAACCUUUCUGAUAUAAUGUCCGGUUCUUGCUUCACAUACGACCCACUCUUCCACUUAAACCUUCCUCCACAACCUCCAUUGAUCCCUCCUAAUGACUACUCAGGGUUCUUGCUUGGAAUCGAUCAUACCAAUUCUACUCAAAGAGAUCAGACAAAUGUUGGUGAUGAGAACAACAAUGGUCAAUUCGACAGCGGAAUCAUCGAGUUUAGCAAAGAGAUUAGGCGUAAAGGAAGAGGGAAGCAAAAGAACAAACCUUUUACAACAGAGCGUGAGCGAAGAUGUCACUUGAACGAGCGUUACGAGGCCUUGAAACUGCUCAUUCCAAGCCCGAGUAAGAUUGGUGAGCACUACAGUUUCUUGCUCAACACUAAGCUAAAUGAAGGAUCAACGAUAUAUGCAAGUGCAAUAGCAAACAGAGUGAUUGAAGUUGUGGACAAACACUACAUGGCUGCUCUUCCCAUCAAUAACUAUGAAUUAUUAGGCUAGCUUUGUCUAUUUUUUGACGUUUUUAAUACAUGUUUACUCAUCUGCAAGACUAAAUUAAUAAAAUCUAAUUUUGGAGCCA